AUGACAGUAUAUACAGUAACAUCUGAAAUAUUUACAGAAAAUAAAAAUGCUUACAUAAUUAAAAAUGGUAAUGCAAUAUCAAACUUUAUUUUCAAGUAUCCAUCUUACAUGAUUAAACCAGAAUGCUUUAACAAUAUUAUAAUUCAUGAUAAUGAUGAUGACAUAGACAUAGACAGGCAACAAAGAGGAAAAUUAUUUAUAGAACAUCAUAUAUCUACAGAAUUACAGUAUGUUGGAUUACAAGUAUGGCGGGGUGCCUUAUUAUUAGCUGAUUAUAUUUUAUCUAAUCCUGAUUUAUUCAAAGAUAAAAUAGUUUUAGAAUUGGGUGCUGGAGUUGGCUUAACUAGUAUAAUAGCCAGUUUUCUUGCAGAGAAAGUAAUUUGCACAGAUAUUGACAUAAAAGGGAUAUUAAAACUGAUACGUUGUAACUUUAUGCGGAAUGGUGUUUAUGUUAAAUCUAAAGUUUAUAUUAAGGAAUUAGAUUUUUUAAACUUACAGUGGCCUACAUUUUAUGAAAAAAGAAUGAACGAAGCCACUGUUAUUUUAGCUGCAGAUGUAAUUUAUGAUGAAAAUGUAACAGAAGGAUUUGUUGACACAUUAACAAAACUCUUAAAUUCAAAAACACAGAAAGUUGUUUAUAUUGCUUUAGAGAAAAGAUAUGUUUUUACUACAGUCAAUAUGGAUGUUAGUGCUCCCAUGUAUGAAGAAUUUUUAGGAUGCAUAAAAAAAAAGCAACUUAAUUGGCAUAUUGAAUAUAUUAAAAUAGAUUUUCCACAAUAUUUCAAAUAUAAUAGAGUAAAACAUAUGAUUCUCAUGAAAAUAGAAAUGUACAUUCAUGUACACAAGUAA
This is a messenger RNA of Habropoda laboriosa, 849 nucleotides long. Its product is annotated as methyltransferase-like protein 22. Gene Ontology annotation, cellular component: nucleus. NCBI's taxonomy places the organism in Eukaryota, Metazoa, Arthropoda, Insecta, Hymenoptera, Apidae. Bases 1 to 849 code for a protein of 282 amino acids. The transcript has 5 exons. Gene Ontology annotation, biological process: protein methylation. Gene Ontology annotation, molecular function: protein methyltransferase activity. The record is from RefSeq and is a predicted model, not a curated record.